AUGUUUAGCAUAAAAGAAAGAGACCAGACAGAAAUAGAUAAUAUUGCAAUAGAUAAAGAAUAUGUGAAAAAUAACAUUAAAUACUCAAAGGGUACCACUACAUUAGCAUUUACAUUUCAAGGUGGUAUGAUAAUAGCUGUAGAUUCCAGGGCUACUUCUGGUUCAUAUAUUGCAAGUCAGACAGUAAACAAAGUAAUUGAAGUUAACAAUCAUUUAUUAGGAACAAUGGCAGGUGGUGCAGCCGACUGUGCUUAUUGGGAAGGCCAGAUGGGUCUGUAUGCUAAGAGAUAUGAACUGGAAACAGGAAAACGAAUAACGGUAAGCAAUGCCUCAAAGUAUUUGGUAGAUUGUUUAAGAAGAUAUAAGGGAUAUGGUUUAUCAGUGGGUAGUAUGGUAUGUGGUUAUGAUGGUGAAAUACCUAAAAUAUUCUUUGUUGAUGAUUCUGGUUCACGUAUAGAGAAUAAUCUUUUUUCAGUAGGAAGUGGUAGCCCAAUUGCAAUUGGUGUCUUAAACUCUAAGUAUAGACAUGAACUCACAAAAGAGGAAGCUAUUGAGUUGGGUAAAGAAGCAAUUUAUAGAGCGGGUCACAGAGAUGCUAUGUCUGGUGGUACAGUUAAUGUAAUUUUUAUGAAUGAAAAUGGAUGGACAAGAGUAGGUAGAUGGGAUUUUAAUGAAUUGAGAGAACAUUUUGAUUAA
Messenger RNA from Hepatospora eriocheir, 696 nucleotides. NCBI's taxonomy places the organism in Eukaryota, Fungi, Microsporidia, Hepatosporidae. The record is from the annotation of a GenBank genome assembly.